UCUCAAAGCAAAUCAGAAAAGAAAUAUCCCAAUAGACACGAGGUAUAUAAACCGAGCGAUUCCUCUUCAAAUCUAAUAUCUCCAUCACGAAAUUACACCAGAAGUUCAAAUCCUACUUCCCAAGAAAACUUCAGAAAUCAAACGGUUCACUAUGAAGACCUCUUUGGCCACUGCAGUUAUUCUCUUUACUUCGGUGCUGGCGGCGCCUGUCCCCAAGGGUAAUACCAACAAUGAAAGUGCCAAUGCGGAUGUCGACAUCCCCACUGGUCCCGGCCCCGUGUGCACUGAUACCGAGAUCUGUCCGUAUGAGACCGAUAACAGUCAGUAUGCCCGCCGUCAGGAGCCUAUCCCUGAUCACGCCCUGGGGUCUCUCAUCGGUGGCGGUCUGGGCAGGAGAAGCGAUGAGGCUAUUCCCACUGAUGCCAUCAUCUCGCUGGCUGGUGGUGGCCUCAAGCGACGUUCCGACGAGGCCAACCCUACUGAUGCUCUUAACUCGCUCAGCGGCGGCUGGAUCAAGAAGCGUGGAGACGAGGAUGUCCCGGCUGAAGUCCUGGCCUCCCUGCUUGGGCGCCGCCAGGAGCCACUCCCUGAUGCUGCUCGGGCAACCCUCCUCGGGGCUGGUCUCGGGGGUCUCAAGCGACGUGGUGACGAGGAUGUCCCGGCUGACGUUCUGGCCACUCUGCUUGGGCGCCGCCAGGAGCCUAUUCCCACUGAUGCCAUCAUCUCACUGGCUGGUGGUGGCCUGAAGCGACGUGGUGAUGAGGAUGUCCCAGCUGAUGUACUGGCCACCCUGCUUGGGCGCCGCCAGGAGCCUAUCCCUACUGAUGCCAUUAUUUCUCUGGCGGGUGGUGGUCUGAAGAGAAGUAAGGAUGACGCUAUGGGCUCGUACUAA
Molecule: messenger RNA, 892 nt
Organism: Aspergillus vadensis CBS 113365
Lineage: Eukaryota; Fungi; Ascomycota; Eurotiomycetes; Eurotiales; Aspergillaceae
Exons: 2
Coding region: 152-892 (246 amino acids)
Source: RefSeq, a predicted model, not a curated record